AAGUGCGUUUAACGCCUUGGAAGGGCUUCUAAAUAUAUUAUUCUAGGCAAAUCAGAAGGAACAAAAAUAUACAAUCAAUAAAUCAUAUUGAAAUAUUUAAGCAUAUUAAAUAUAUAUUAUUGUUAUGGGAAAUCCUAAGUUAACAAAGUGAGCUGGCAAUCGAAAUAUUGACCCCCCACCUAGUUUCCCCCUUAUCAGGGCUUCUUCCCACGCAAAAGUGUGCCGUUCGGGCGAUAAAACCACUCGAACGUAACCCCAAACAAGGCCUAUAAAUAGAGAACAAGCGAACCACAUUCGACACACUCAACCCUUGCGAUGUCUUCCGUUAACAAUCUAGCAAAGCUUUCGAUCCUUCUGCUCGCCGUGGCUUCGGUUCUCGGCGAGAUGGAUGCGUCGGAGGAGUCGCGGAUCAUCGGAGGUCAGUUUGCCGCCGCAGGACAAUUUCCGCAUCAGGUAUCGCUCCAACUGAAUGGGCGCCAUCACUGCGGUGGCUCCCUAAUCUCCGAGACGAUGAUCGUGACGGCCGCCCACUGCACCAUGGGCCAGAAUCCGGGCCAGAUGAAGGCCAUUGUGGGAACCAACGAUCUGGCCGCCGGCAACGGUCAGACCUUCGGCAUUGCCCAGUUCAUCAUCCAUCCGCAAUACAAUCCGCAGAGCCAGGACUUCGACAUGUCGCUGAUCAGGCUGAGCAGCCCGGUUGCCAUGGGAGGAGCAGUCCAGACCAUCCAACUGGCGGACUCGGACUCGAACUACGCGGCCGACACGAUGGCCAUGAUCAGCGGCUUCGGCGCCAUCAACCAGAACCUGCAGCUGCCCAACCGCCUCAAGUUCGCCCAGGUCCAGUUGUGGAGCCGCGACUACUGCAACUCCCAGAACAUCCCCGGGCUCACGGACCGCAUGGUGUGCGCAGGACAUCCCAGUGGCCAGGUCAGCUCCUGCCAGGGCGACUCCGGCGGUCCGCUGACCGUCGAUGGCAAGCUCUUCGGCGUGGUGUCCUGGGGAUUCGGCUGCGGGGCCAAGGGGCGUCCGGCCAUGUACACCUAUGUGGGAGCCCUUAGGUCCUGGAUCAAGCAGAACGCCAAUGUUUAAGUGGAAAAGGCAUAGCACCUACUUAUCGACCUUAA
Messenger RNA from Drosophila biarmipes, 1124 nucleotides. Its product is annotated as trypsin-1. Gene Ontology annotation, biological process: proteolysis. The record is from RefSeq and is a predicted model, not a curated record. The transcript has a single exon. Bases 316 to 1089 code for a protein of 257 amino acids. Gene Ontology annotation, molecular function: serine-type endopeptidase activity. NCBI's taxonomy places the organism in Eukaryota, Metazoa, Arthropoda, Insecta, Diptera, Drosophilidae.